Messenger RNA from Aegilops tauschii subsp. strangulata, 1344 nucleotides. The record is from RefSeq and is a predicted model, not a curated record. Lineage: Eukaryota; Viridiplantae; Streptophyta; Magnoliopsida; Poales; Poaceae.
AUGGCGCCUGCAGGCGUCACCGCGCCGGUGCCGGACAAGCUGACAUGGAUUUCUCCCGAUCCACGACCACCACCACCACCCCAGGCAUUUCGACAUGCAUCACCCCAACAUCCGCCCACCAGCGUGUGCCACCAUGAUUACCAGGCAACCCUCGCCGCCUCACUGGAGCUGCCAACACGAGACCUGGAGAUGGAAAGGGAACAAUGGCCACAGGAGCGAUCACAACGCCACCGGAGGGAGGGAACAACCUCCACCGCCCCAGCGGGGCCGACCGGACGCGGCGACAAGGACUUGCCGGGCACCGAAUGCCGACCGGGUCCACUUGUACCCAGACAGUCCUGUCACCACGCUGCAGCGCGCCGAUCGACGAAGCCCUCACCGCCCGAGACCACCGCCACCACGCCACCACCAGGGAACGACGCCGCUGAACGCCAAGCCACCGGCCCGCCCAACCCGGAUGGCCCAAUGGCCCAGAUCUGGGCAGGGCGGGCGCCGCCAAGACCAGCGGCACCGCACAGCCCCACGGCCAACGGCCGCACCGCCGUGUCAAGAACCACCGCGGCCCGCGGCAUCACCGCCGACGGGCAGCACCGAAGCCGGCCAUCAACUCCCAAGCAGGGGACGGCCGCGUGCGGGGAAGGGCAUGCCCACUGCCGCCAGCACCACGCGGCCGAGGACCGGCGGCGCACGCUGACGGCGGCGGGAGGAGGGAGGGACGCGGGGGAUAGCUGGAGGGGCGCUGUGGAAGGGCCCCCGGCCGCCUCGCUCGGGGAGGCGGCACGGGGGUACGGGGAAUGGAGGGGGGAGGAGAAGGGGAAUGGGAGGGGCAGGGGGAAGGGGCUGGCGGGCUCCGGCAGCCGCCGCCGCGCCUGCGCGCGUGGGAGCCGACGGCGGCGGCGGCGGGGGAACCCUAGGAGCGGGGGAGCGGGGGAGCGUUUGCCCUCGACGACGCGCGCGGACCUCCUCGACGUCGCCAGGCUGCCCGACGCCGUCGCCCCCGCCCCGGAGCCCACGCCGACGCCGUCCAUCGCCCACGACGUCGCCGUCCGACGCCCACGUCCUCGCCGUCGCCCGUGCCCCGGCCGACGCCGUUCGCCGCCCCCACCGACGCCGUCGUCGACGCCCUCGCUGCCCCCGCCGUCGCCCUCACCGGCCGGCCCCGCUUACAAGGCCCGGGCAACGGAGGUCAUCCACCAUUGGUCUAGUGACUACAACGGCGACGAUGGAGGCAACAGCAGGCCAAGGCGGUGCGAGCAACGACGGCAUGGAGGUGGUGCCAUAGAAGGCGCGUCAUUUACUGAAUUGGACAUGGAGGUGUUGGAGAACGAGAGCGAUAGUGAGUAA